AUGGCCAAGAUUCAUUCUUAUUGCAUUUCUAAUCUUAAAAAUGAACUUAAAUUUUAUGGGAAGGAGUUGUCAGAGAAUGAGUUACGUGAAAGUGCGUUAAACCAAACAACGUAUGCGGAAAUAGAAAAUACUAACAUAUUAGAACAGAAUAAGGAUGUUUUAAUGUCUUUUCAAUUGUCAAAUCAUGAGAAACUUGAAAUAGAGUCUGUUAUUAAUUUGUCGCAUACAAAUUUUGGUCAAGGUGAUAAUGAAGAAGUAUCAUAUACAACAACAGAAAUACAAAAGAGUGAAAAUAUGGAGUUCGACCUUGUCACAAUUGUGGAAA
This is a messenger RNA of Racocetra fulgida, 325 nucleotides long. The record is from the annotation of a GenBank genome assembly. Lineage: Eukaryota; Fungi; Glomeromycota; Glomeromycetes; Diversisporales; Gigasporaceae.